UUUGAAACUCCGGAGGUCAUUGAAAAUGAACGACGUGGUUGCCGCCAAGCUGAAGGAAGUGACCAAGAUAGUGCAGAUGACACCAGACCUGCCCGUGCCCCCCAUCCCCGAGCCCCCGAGGCGGACGAGCAAGGCAAGUAGCAACGUGCGCACAAAGAUGGCUGCCAUUCAAACUUACAUGAAUGCCCUUGAAUACAACUACACUGGCAAGAUGUACUUUGACGUGAGCAAGAACCGAAGCCACAAGAGCAUCUACGGCACCGCGAAAGACAUCAUCCACGACGCCCUGCCGAUUCAGUGCCUCGAAGCAGUGUUCCUUGCAGCGUAUUUGACCGCAGGAGGGCCCGAGUACGAAGGCGCGACGUUCAAUCACCAGAUCGAUCGGAUCCCCAUCAGUUUCAAGACGUCAUCUGGUGGUACCACCUUCCGCCACAUCGUCCUUGCCAUCAAGCACCAGCAUCUGUGGGGGGCCCUUGGGCUGAGCCGUAGCCCCGGACUCAUGAACAAGGAGCUCAAAUUCAAAAGCCUCAGCGACCUCGUUGGCAACUUUGUGGAGCAAUACACGGCCGUGUGUCAUGACGUGAUCAAGGUGUACGUGGGCUUUCCAUUUAGCCAUGACAUUCACUCGACGGAGCGGGUCGAAUGGAGGGUGCUUAACAUCAAGCUGAGCAUCCAUCCCUGGGACAACGUGGCUGCCCAGCUCGAUCUGUUCACACGAGAGUACUCGGAGCUCAUGAGCCAUCUCCACCGCGUGGGCGACCUGCCCGACUCCUUUGCCGACAAGUUCCCGCUGCACAAGCCGCCCAAACGGUCCACGUUGUCGUCGCCAUCUCGACGCCAUCCGCGCGCGCCCGUCGAAUGCGAUGGCUUUGCCAUGGGCGGUGGCGGUGGCGGCGGCGAUGUGGAGGAGGAUGUUCCGACGACCAAACUGCCCGACUUGCUGCUGCGGGUGACGCCGGAAGUGCUGCACUUCAAGCCCAGCACUGCCGCCGCCGAUGAUGACACCAACAAUCGACCGCCCGACUUGGUCGAAUUUGGCUCGGUGAACCUGUACUUGAACAACCUGUCGCGUGUGCAUCACCUCGUGGUGUACGUCGUCGUGUCGGACAUGUACUUGCAGAUUUUGGGCAAACCAUUCGUGUUGAUUCCAAGCGAAGGUCGCAAGGGCUGCCAGUUCAGCCUCAAACCCGUACGAACAUGCAAGCGUGUUUCAUGGAUGGACGAAUGAUAUGGAUGAAUUGUGUGGUUGGUGGUGUAGGGCUCGGUCACGUCCACUGCGAUUCGACUGGUGCUGCCCGCCAACGUCGCGCAAGAAACGAGUGGUCGAACGGCGUCGUUCCAAGUGCAGUAUGCAGUUGUCCAAUCUGGCAGUGAUACUCCGGUGGCUGUGGCCGACUCUACCCUGCUGGACCGAGCUACGCUGACGAUUCCAUAUGAUUGGACGACCAUCCAUUAAACUGACCAGACAAUCGACGCUGCCCCUUAACACGCGAGAGAUCUUUUGUACGAUUAGCCUAAUUAUAGAAUUCAUAUUCAAGUUCCCAUA
This is a messenger RNA of Aphanomyces astaci, 1546 nucleotides long. RefSeq lists its product as hypothetical. Bases 26 to 1228 code for a protein of 400 amino acids. Lineage: Eukaryota; Oomycota; Saprolegniomycetes; Saprolegniales; Verrucalvaceae. Gene Ontology annotation, biological process: regulation of angiogenesis. The transcript is spliced from 7 exons. Gene Ontology annotation, cellular component: cytoplasm. The record is from RefSeq and is a predicted model, not a curated record.